Molecule: messenger RNA, 975 nt
Organism: Trichomonas vaginalis G3
Lineage: Eukaryota; Parabasalia; Trichomonadida; Trichomonadidae
Product: keratin-associated protein family
Exons: 1
Source: RefSeq, a predicted model, not a curated record
GAAUUUGACGCAACGAACAAAGUUUUGAAAUCUCAUAAACACAAUAUCUCCGAUAUAAAUGAACUUCAAGCUACAUUAAAUAGUAAAGCCGACAAAAAUCAUACACAUAAAUCCUUCACUACUGUUAGAGCAGACGACAUAAUAUUGAACUAUGAUUUGGGUUCAAGUGCACCUUUAGAGAAUCCGAGUACAAGCGUAAAAGAUACUCUUAACAAUUUAGAUAAGAGUUGUAGGAAUAUCGAAGAUCAUGCCAGAAACUUUGAAGCAUAUGAACUACCAUCAAUGUUAGACAGUAAAGCCGACAAAAAUCAUACACAUAAAUCCUUCACUACUGUUAGAGCAGACGACAUAAUAUUGAACUAUGAUUUGGGUUCAAGUGCACCUUUAGAGAAUCCGAGUACAAGCGUAAAAGAUACUCUUAACAAUUUAGAUAAGAGUUGUAGGAAUAUCGAAGAUCAUGCCAGAAACUUUGAAGCAUAUGAACUACCCGCAAUGUUAGACAAGAAAGCAGACAAAACAGAGCUUCAAACAUUAAAGACUCAGAUUCUUGAAACAUUAUAUCCUAUAGGCUCUAUUUAUACGUCAAUGAACUCAACAAAUCCAGCAACAGUUUUAGGUUUUGGUACAUGGCAGCAGAUUGUAGACAAAUUCUUAUACUGUGCUAACUCUUCAAAGCAAACAGGAGGUUCGAAGAAAAUUACUGAAGCAAACCUUCCACCGCACACUCAUACAGGAACUACAAACUUUUCUGGCGACCAUAGCCACUCAUUAAGAGACCAUCCAUUAUACAACUCAGAGUAUGAAGCUGGCAAUGAUGUUUUAUCUCCAUCUUAUAACAAUUCAGCAAAAAAGACUUUUCGACCAACUGAACCAGGAGGAAAUCAUGUCCAUACUUUCACAACAAAUCCAACAGGCUCGGGUGCAGAUUACAUGCCACCAUUUGUGACUGUAUUUGCAUGGUACCGCGUUCAAUGA